Messenger RNA from Anopheles darlingi, 3355 nucleotides. Its product is annotated as aminopeptidase N-like. The record is from RefSeq and is a predicted model, not a curated record. Gene Ontology annotation, biological process: peptide catabolic process; proteolysis. Lineage: Eukaryota; Metazoa; Arthropoda; Insecta; Diptera; Culicidae. The transcript is spliced from 5 exons. Gene Ontology annotation, molecular function: peptide binding; metalloaminopeptidase activity; zinc ion binding. Bases 97 to 3156 code for a protein of 1019 amino acids. Gene Ontology annotation, cellular component: cytoplasm.
ACGUUAGCAGCAAGGUACCGGCAUCCCAACGGUACCAUCCCAACACAGCCGACCGUUCCCGGGACUAUAUUAAGAUAGAAAUAAAGAGACACGGAGAUGGUACGUCCGUUGGUGAUCGUUUCGAUCGGUUUGUGGUGUUUGCUCGGUGCCGGCGAGCUCUUGGCCGAACGGCCACCGUUUAAGACCGAUGCAAUCCAUGCAGAGGAGGAAGAGCCUGUGCCCAGUGCAGAGCAGGCUAUAGUGCCGGCCCAGGAUGUAGACGAAAGCUAUCGACUACCGCAAACGUCGAUUCCGAUCCAUUACGCAGUUCACUUGACGACGAAUAUCCACCGGAACGAGCGAACCUUCACCGGUACAGUGGCCAUUAAGCUGCAGGUCGUCCAACCGACCGACAACCUAGUGUUGCACCAACUCGGUUUGCAGCUGUCGACGGCCAAGAUCUCCUCGCUGCCGGCCGGUAUCGAUGGUCCACCAACGCUGAUCGGAGAUGUGACCUUCGCGACCGACACACGUGUGGCACACCUCACCCUAACUAGUCCGAGCGUGCUGCUAGCUGGUUACUACCUUCUGGAGAUCGACUACAGUGGCCGCCUGUCGACGGAUGACGAUGGUUUCUACGUGUCGUCCUAUGUCGCUGAUAAUGGAGAGCGCAGAUACCUCGCGACGACCCAGUUCGAGUCGACUAGUGCACGCCGUGCAUUCCCGUGCUACGAUGAACCAGCGCUGAAGGCGACUUUCACCAUCACAAUCACGCACGGUUCUUUGUACGGUGCCAUCUCGAACAUGCCCGAAGACACCCGGAUUGUCAAUGGAGAGAUGGCCACAACGAAGUUCGAGACUACACCGUUGAUGUCAACCUACCUGAUCGCGUUCGUCGUGUCCGAUUUCCUGCGCCGAGGCGACAAUAAGCAUCGCGUGUUCGCACGACCGAACGCAUUCCAGGAGCUUCCGUUCGCCUUGGAAGCGAGCAGGCUGAUCCUGCAGGUGCUCGAUGAUCAUCUGGGCGUUCCGUACACGAAUUACAUGGAGAAGAUAGAUCAGGUGGCGUUACCUGACUUUGCUGCCGGUGCCAUGGAGAACUGGGGCCUCGUGACGUACAGAGAACAAUUACUAUUGUUUAAUCCGGAGGUAAACUCUUAUCGAACGAAAACCAACAUCGCGACGACCAUCUCGCACGAGUACGCCCAUCAAUGGUUCGGUGAUCUCGUGACACCCCAAUGGUGGGAGUACAUCUGGCUCAAUGAAGGAUUCGCCACCCUGUACGAGUACCUUGCGACCGAUCUGGCCUACCCGGGCAUGGAGUACUGGGAGCUGUUCAAUACCCAGGUCAUACAGGCGGCCAUGGUACCGGACGGUUUGGCGAGCACCCGCCCGAUGAACUACAAUGCGGCCACACCGGGCGAGAUCUCGGCACUGUUCGAUCGCGUCGCCUAUCCCAAGUCUGGCAGUGUGUUGAACAUGAUGCGCCACGUGCUCGGGGAUGAUAAUUGGCGGGCAGGCCUGCGGACCUAUCUGCUAGAUCGCGCACUGAAUAAAGCUACGGAUGAGGAUCUGUACAGGGGACUGCAGUCAGCCAUCGAGGGUAAGGGUGUGCUGCCGGACGGAGUAACCGUUGGGCAGAUCAUGCGGACCUGGACGAACGAAGCCGGUUACCCGGUGCUGAAUGUACGCCGAUCGUACGAUACCGGCGAGAUCAUCAUCUCGCAGGAGCGCUUCUACUCGGAUCGCAAGAUCCCGAACACGAACAUCUGGAUGAUCCCGUACAACUACGUCCACCAAGCGGUCGCCGACUUUAACGAGUUCGAUGACUUCAAGUGGUUGGCCACCAAGGCGGCCCGCUUCACGACCACGGUGCCGGCCCACGAGUGGAUUAUCUUCAACAAGCAAGAGGUCGGUUACUACCGCGUCAACUACGACGAUCACAACUGGGAGCUGAUCACGAACGCGCUGCACGAGUGCUUUGGGUGCAUACACCGCCUGAACCGCGCUCAGCUGAUCGACGAUGCGUACUGGUUGGCUCGCUCCGGACGUCUGGAUCUGCGCAUUGCCUUGCGCCUCAUGACCUAUCUGCACAACGAACGCGAAUACUCGCCGUGGGCCGCGGCUGACGUUGCCCUGUCGUACUUCAAUAGCCGUCUGCGUGGUACCGAAGCGUAUGAGCAUUUCACCACGUUCGUGCACUCAUUGACUGAGCCACUGUACAGUUUGCUCAACAUUGACGCCGUCGAUGCCCAGGACACGCUGUUGCACAAGUACCUUGUGCAGACGAUCUCUAGCUGGGCGUGCCGCCUCGAUCAUCCGGAUUGUCUAGCUCGUACUAAGACGCUGCUGACGUCCGAAGCGAGCGAUCGGGCUAUGGUUCACGCAGAUUUGUCUACCGUCACGUACUGCUACGGAAUGCGUACGGCCAGUGAGCAGGAGUACCAGUACGUGUACCGCAAAAUGAUGGACUCGAAGAAUUUGGUUGAGCGCACGAUGCUGAUCGAUGCGCUGGGCUGCUCCUGGAAUAAGGAGUAUCUGCACUCGUUCAUCAUGACGGCCCUUGGUAACACCGAGAUUAACUACCGUGCGGACGAGCGUCGCCGUGUCAUCCAGGCCGUCUACUCUGGCAGUCGCGCUGGCGUGGAUACAUUGAUCGAGUUCCUUAGCAACGCGCAACUGACCAGUGAGUUCGUCAGCACUCUCGGACAGUCGACGCUUAGCUCGACCCUCUCUGCUAUUGCUAGUCGUACCAACAAUGCAGCUGAAAUGGCACAGCUGAACGCACUCAUCACGACCCUAGGUGACCGUGUCAACCCGACGACUGCCACCAACCUGCGCAACUCGGCCCAAGCGAACCUGGAUUGGGUGAACGGAUUCGAAGGAUUGAUGCUGACGGACUUCCUGGCCGAGUACGUCAAGGAUCUACAGACGACGACGACGACUGCACAGCCCACAACUACCACAGUCACGGUCACAACUAGUAGCACAACGCAAGCUACUAACCCACCAAUCACUACAAGCCCUGCUCCUCCGAUGACGACGACGGGGACGGCCCCCAUUACCACCACGCAGGCACAACAAACGACCACCGAGGACGAUGAUGGUGGUGCGGCCACCGUUACUGUCUCGCUAGCAGCCCUUCUACUCGCCAUUGCCACACAUCUGCUCGGUUAGAAGUAGAAUGGUGUGACUCAGCGUGUGAGCGAAAAAAGAGCCCAGGGAUGGCUCAUGGGCGUGCGAACUACUAGCGACGCAAUUUGGAAAUGCCAUUAAGUCCAAAAUCCGUGGUUAUUAGUAUUAUUCUUGUUCACCAUCUGGCGUCGAAUGGUUUCGAUUGAAUAAAAUGAACUAGAAGAACCGAUUUCCGGGUCCA